CUUGUACAUCCGGAUCCUGUUUCCGGCCAACAGUCCGCUGAGCUGAAGUUUGUACGAUAUUGCAUUUGUAUCUGCUUGAAAAUCAAGAUUCAUAGAGGAGUCCAACUUUGAGAUGGCCUCCAACUUCAGUGGAGCACUACAGCUAACAGAUCUGAAUGAUUUCAUUACACCUUCCCAGGAAUGCAUCAAACCUGUGAAGAUAGACAGAAGACCUGGCAAAGUUGGUAAAAUCAAGAUAGAAGAUGAUGGAAGUUAUUUAGAAGUAUUAGAGAGUGGUGCAGAGAGGAAGCUUGAGAAAGCCAAGAUCACACUAAAUGACUGUCUUGCCUGUAGUGGCUGUAUCACCUCGGCAGAGAGUGUACUUAUCACACAGCAGAGCCAGGAGGAACUGUACAAGGUCCUUCGGGAAAACCUUCGCUUACAGGAGACUGGCGAUACUAAUGGACAGAAGGUUGUGGUGGUAUCCGUUUCUCCUCAGUCCAGGGCAUCCUUGUCAGCCAAAUACAACCUGUCUGUCACAGAUACUGCACACAAACUCACAUGGUUCUUAAAAAAAAUAGGUGUUCACUAUGUGUUCGAUACAACAUUUUCACGAAACUUCAGUCUAUUGGAGAGCUGUCGGGAGUUUGUCCAGCGGUAUAGAGAUUCAGAGACAGACAAAUCAGCCUUGCCGAUGUUGGCAUCAGCUUGUCCUGGUUGGAUAUGUUACGCUGAAAAGACCCAUGGGACAUACAUCUUGCCUUACAUCAGUACAGCCAAGUCGCCCCAACAGGUGAUGGGUUCGCUGGUAAAGGACUUCCUCGCCGGUCACUUGGGUGUCCAGCCCAAUAAUAUCUUCCAUGUAACAGUUAUGCCCUGUUACGACAAGAAGCUGGAAGCGUCCCGGUCUGAUUUCUACAACGAUCUGUACAGUACCAGAGAUGUGGAUUGUGUUAUCACAACAGGCGAAGUGGACCAAAUGCUUAUCAAAGAAGGUUUGAACCUGGCUGAGUUAGAAGGCCUUGAUCUGGACAUGAUUGUGCCUGGAAUGCCCCCACUAGAACUGACCAAUCACGAUGGAGGCGGGUCUGGUGGAUACCUGGAGCAUGUCAUGAAGUACAGUAUUACCCAGAUCUUUGGACAGGAAUGUGGCCAGCUUCAGUAUAAAACUCUCAGGAAUCAGGACUUCCAGGAAGUAACGAUUGAAGUAGAGGGGCGUCCUCCCCUGAAGAUGGCCAUAGCAUAUGGAUUUAGAAACAUACAGAACAUUGUGCAGAAAGUGAAGCGAGGUAAAUGUCCAUAUCAUUUUGUGGAAAUCAUGGCAUGUCCGACAGGAUGUAACAAUGGUGGGGGACAACUCAAGCCCGAUACUGGAGAGGAGACAACGAAGGAUAGACUUCAGCGUGUUACAGAACUGUAUAACUCCCUGUCAACACGGACCCCCGACUGUAUACCAGGCGUGGAACAGUUAUACACAAACUGGCUAGGUGGGGCAGACUCUGACAAGGCCAAACAAAUGCUCCAUACAUCAUACCAUGGUGUGGAGAAAAUAGCCAGUGCCCUUACCAUCACAUGGUGACAACACAGGAUACUAGGUUGUAAAUUCUGUUGUGUGGUUUCUGAUGACAUUCGACUGUGUUUUUCUGUUUGGGAUAUUUCUACAUACAUUUGUGAUAAUUCAGUUAAUAUAUUUAUUCAUUCCUUGUCAACUUUGCUCUCCAAUAAAUGACAGGACUGUGAUAUAGUAGAAUUAGGAUGUUAAUUCCUGGACACGAUUUGUGAUGGAUUAAUUACAAAGGUUUAAUCAAAUGUCUUCAUGAAAAAUGUCAUGGUUUGAUAGUAGAUUUUGAUGUGUAUCAAAUAUCAAUUAAAAGGAAUUUGAAAUUUGCCAUAUAUUAUUAUUAUUAAAAUCAGAUAAAUAUCAUAUAUAUAUAACCAACUAGGUACCAUUCUUUGUUUAAAAUAAGACUAGUAACUACAGCAACAAACAGGAAUUAACACAUACAAAGGUUAAAAUGUCACAUAUGAAAGUUACGUGAUAAUUGUACUGUAUUAUAUGUAUGAUACCACAACUAUCAAUUCCAUUAAAAUCUUUUGUGACAUAAUGAUAUUGUAUUGAAUUUGACAGUGACAACUGAGUGAGAACAUAUAUACCUUGUAGUAUGUGUAUUUACUUAUAAACAUAUGUAUUCUUU
Messenger RNA from Pecten maximus, 2174 nucleotides. Its product is annotated as cytosolic iron-sulfur assembly component 3-like. Bases 113 to 1558 code for a protein of 481 amino acids. Gene Ontology annotation, cellular component: cytosolic [4Fe-4S] assembly targeting complex. Gene Ontology annotation, molecular function: 4 iron, 4 sulfur cluster binding. Lineage: Eukaryota; Metazoa; Mollusca; Bivalvia; Pectinida; Pectinidae. The record is from RefSeq and is a predicted model, not a curated record. Gene Ontology annotation, biological process: iron-sulfur cluster assembly. The transcript is spliced from 10 exons.